Molecule: messenger RNA, 2131 nt
Organism: Pteropus alecto (black flying fox)
Lineage: Eukaryota; Metazoa; Chordata; Mammalia; Chiroptera; Pteropodidae
Gene: NIM1K
Product: NIM1 serine/threonine protein kinase
Exons: 3
Coding region: 701-2011 (436 amino acids)
Biological process (GO): microtubule cytoskeleton organization; intracellular signal transduction; protein phosphorylation
Cellular component (GO): cytoplasm
Molecular function (GO): ATP binding; tau-protein kinase activity; protein serine/threonine kinase activity
Source: RefSeq, a predicted model, not a curated record
GAUGAACCAGCACCUGCCAAAUUUUUGAGACAGCUCACGGCUUAGAGGAAGGCUCAUCUAAAUAAAGGCCGGCUAAAGUGACAUUGCAGGGAUUUAAUCCCUCUCUGGCUGCCCGUGUGACCAGAAGGCUGAUUUGCAGGUUUCUUCUUUCCUGGGGUCCAGAUUAUUAGGUCUCUGUAGCCCUGUAACUUGCCAGCAAGAGAAGUGCAAAAUGAAGAGGGUCAGAGAUAAGCGCCAGCAGCAGGGACCUGGGGGCAUCUGCCACAUUUUCGCACAGCAAAGUGAAAGAUCCUCUGGCCCUCGAAGGAAAUAGCAAACUGGAACCUUUGUCCUGGGCCACAGCCACCUACCAGAGAGCAUCAGACUGCACCGCCAGCCAGAAAGUUCCUGGAGCCUGAUCAGGGAAGUGACUAUGGUAACUGAAUGUGUGACCAAUUGCACAGUUAGUGCUGGGAAGUUCAACAUGAAGGAAGUGUGAAACGUCUCGGGUGAGGCGGGCAGCUUUUGGUUGGGCUGGGUAGGCUCUGCUGGCCCGUUUGCCUCUGCCCUCCUCCGACUUCCGCAGGCCAGCUCUCACGGACACGGGCCUCUGGCCGUCCUCACCUCCCAUCUCCCACCCACUGGGCCUCUUCCGCUCCUUCCCAACCCACCCUUGAUCGGCGCCUCUUGGCUGAGAUGUAGACAGGAGGCCGCAGUGACAAUGACUGCAGUGUAUGUGAAUGGAGGCGGCCUGGUGAACCCCCACUACGCCAGGUGGGGUUGGCGGGACAGCGUGGAAAGUGGCUGUCAGACGGAGUGCAGCAAGGAGGAGGAGGAGGGGCAGGCUCGCCAGCUGACCCCCUUUGAGAAGCUGACACAGGACAUGUCCCAAGAUGAGAAGGUGGUGAGAGAGAUCACGCUGGGGAAACGGAUCGGUUUCUACCGAAUCCGAGGGGAAAUCGGAAGCGGGAACUUCUCACAAGUCAAGCUUGGGAUUCACUCCUUAACCAAAGAAAAAGUGGCCAUUAAGAUCCUGGACAAGACCAAGUUAGACCAGAAAACCCAACGGCUACUAUCCCGCGAAAUCUCCAGCAUGGAAAAACUGCAUCACCCCAACAUCAUCCGCCUUUACGAGGUCGUGGAGACCCUAUCCAAACUCCACUUGGUGAUGGAGUAUGCAGGCGGUGGGGAGCUCUUCGGGAAAAUUAGCACUGAGGGGAAGCUCUCAGAACCAGAAAGCAAACUCAUCUUUUCCCAGAUCGUGUCUGCCGUGAAGCACAUGCAUGAAAAUCAAAUUAUUCAUAGAGACCUGAAAGCAGAAAAUGUAUUCUAUACUAGUAAUACUUGUGUGAAAGUGGGUGAUUUUGGAUUCAGCACAGUGAGUAAAAAAGGUGAAAUGCUGAACACUUUUUGCGGGUCUCCUCCCUACGCUGCACCUGAACUUUUCCGAGACGAGCACUACGUCGGCGUGUAUGUGGAUAUCUGGGCCUUGGGGGUGCUUCUGUACUUCAUGGUGACUGGCACCAUGCCAUUUCGGGCAGAGACUGUGGCCAAACUGAAGAAGAGCAUCCUUGAGGGCACCUACAGCGUGCCUCCAUAUGUGUCCGAGCCCUGCCUCCGACUCAUCCGGGGCGUCCUUCAGCCCAUACCCACUGAGAGGUAUGGGGUUGACUCCAUCAUGAACAAUGAAUGGAUGCAAGGGGUGCCAUAUCCCACCCCUCUGGAACCUUUUCAACUGGAUCCGAAACAUUUGUCAGAAACCAGCACCCUCAAAGAAGAAGAAAAUGAAGUCAAAAGCACUUUAGAACAUUUGGGUAUUACAGAAGAGCAUAUUCGAAACAACCAAGGGAGAGAUGCCCGAAGCUCCAUCACAGGGGUCUAUCGAAUUAUUUUACACAGAGUCCAAAGGAAAAAGGCUUUGGAAAGUGUCCCAAUAAUGAUACUGCCAGAGCCUAAAGAAAGGGACCUAAAAAAAGGGUCCCGUGUCUACAGAGGCAUAAGACACACGUCCAAAUUUUGUUCAAUUUUAUAAAUUGCACUAGACUGUUGGUAAUUAACCAAGAUCAUUGUUGCUGCUUUUAAUUUUUUUCACAGACAACUUGGUGGAGACAUUUUUUGUAAUUUUUAAAUAAAUUUAAGUUUAAGGUAUGCA